AUGGCUACCGAAGUCAUCGCCUCAGUUGCGUCCAUGGCUACAUCUACCGCCACAGCCACAUUCCUCUCGUCUGCCGCACCACCACAAUCCUACGACAAGGACGACUCCAACGGGGAGUGCUCGUUACUGGGCUCCUUUGCGCUACUUGUCCAGGGCGCGCUCGGUGCUCUGGCUCUGCUCUCUCUUGUCUAUAAGCGCUGGCGGGAGCGGCCUCAGCGACCUCUCAAGAUUUGGUGCUUCGAUGUCUCCAAGCAAGUCUUUGGUUCCGUGCUUGUUCACAUUGCCAACAUCUUCAUGUCCAUGUUGACAAGCGGCCGCUUCUCAGUCCAAGUCGAUCCGUCAGCAGCAACCGUGACCACGCGUUCCGAUGACGAUGACUAUGCACCGAACCCGUGCUCUUUCUACCUCCUCAACCUCGCCAUUGAUACUACUCUAGGUAUCCCUAUUCUUAUCGUUCUCCUCAAGAUCUUGACCGGUCUUGUCCGCUUUACGCCCGUUGGUCAACCUCCUGAGUCUGUCCAGUCAGGCAACUACGGCAGCCCACCCAAAGUCUGGUGGUGGUUGAAACAAUCUGUCAUCUACUUCUGUGGUCUAUUUGGAAUGAAGGUCUGCGUCCUUAUCAUCUUCAUCAUGAUGCCCUGGAUCUCAAAGGCUGGCGAUUGGGCUCUCGGCUGGACAGAGGGCAACGAGAAGCUCCAGAUCGCGUUCGUUAUGAUGAUUUUCCCUCUCAUCAUGAACGGUUUGCAGUACUACAUCAUCGAUUCGUUCAUCAAACUGAAGGAUACCGAUUACGAGACCCCGAACGCCAACGAUUCUGACGACGAAGGCCGGCGCAGGAGGUACGACGACAGUGAGGAUGAAACCUCACGCGUAAGACUCGUCGAUUCAGAGCACGAGACCGAUGACGAGAGCGACGAGGAGACCGCUAAGCCCGCCUUACGUUCUGCGCGUCCCACCAAGGAUAGGAUAUCGGUGGAGUACGAUCCUGAACGUGAUGGCGACGAUCGGACGGUCAUAGGAAGUGGUUCAAGCGCCCGAGAUCCGAAGGACAAGGUUCCUACGGAGUUAUACCCUAAGGAAUAG
Molecule: messenger RNA, 1083 nt
Organism: Fusarium sp. VM40
Lineage: Eukaryota; Fungi; Ascomycota; Sordariomycetes; Hypocreales; Nectriaceae
Source: the annotation of a GenBank genome assembly